Monomorium pharaonis (pharaoh ant) is the source of this 636-nucleotide messenger RNA. Its product is annotated as secreted RxLR effector protein 161-like. Lineage: Eukaryota; Metazoa; Arthropoda; Insecta; Hymenoptera; Formicidae. Bases 1 to 636 code for a protein of 211 amino acids. The transcript has a single exon. The record is from RefSeq and is a predicted model, not a curated record.
AUGUAUCUGGCUGUAUCAACCAGACCCGACAUAGCACACGCCGUCAGUAAACUCAGCCAAUUCAACAACUGUCACACGAAGAUUCACUGGGGUGCGGCGAAGCGGGUAUUACGUUACUUGAAGGGCACUAAUGAUGUUGGCCUGGUUUAUUCUGUUUCUAGCGAUCCUCCCGAAAUGUAUACGGACGCCGACUGGGGCAGUUGCGGCAUUGAUCGUAAGUCCUACACAGGAUACACAUUUAUUAUGAGCGGAGCUUCCGUCAGUUGGGAGUCCAAGAAACAACGAACCGUGGCUUUGUCGUCGACCGAGGCCGAGUAUAUGGCUCUGUCAGACGCAACCAAGGAGGCUUUGUACGUCAGCAAGCUACUUGACGAACUCGGAACGACUCUGAACGGAAUCGUCAUUAAAAACGACAGUAAUGGCGUUCAGAAGUUGGCGAUGAAUCCAGUUCACCACGCGCGGUCCAAACACAUCGACAUCCGACACCAUUUUGUGCGGGAUGCCGUUAGCAGAAAUCUGGUCACGAUCCAACAUGUGUCCACCGACGAAAUGGCAACGGACAUACUGACAAAAGGGCUGCCCAGAGGAAGACACGAGAAUUACAUGAAGCUCCUCGGGCUGACUUCCAUCCAUUGA